GACAGCACUUGUGAUAUACAGUAUCUACUGCUUCUGUAUAUACAGCACAUCCUUGGUUGCCUGAGCUAACGAGUAACGAGUUGCUAGUUAGUAAAUAAGGCCACUGUUUCAACGCGGUCCAUGUGUUGUGAAUUGGGAGUAACGGGUACAUGAUGAACAGUAAAAAUAUUUGAUUAUGAAUAUACUGUAUUCUCACUUUGAAGUUGAUUGCAAAUCCAGACACCGGGAAAGAAAAUGGACACCCACAAGAGUGCCUCACCGAAUGAAGCCCGACCAAAGAAGAGUAAAAACCGAAACAACUCUCCUUCUAAGAUUUCAGCAAAGUUGAUUUUUACAUCACUUGAAGCACUUCAUGCCAAAACUCAAGCAAAACUUAGAAUUAUCCGACCUCUGAGUGUUGUCAUGUUGCCAGUGGUGGCAACCAAACGAGGUUUUGAUGGUCAGUUUGUCACAUUUACAACCAAAAAUUGUAUAUAUCCUGCCCUACUGGUCCUGGACAAACACUUAAAGGAAAACGUCUCUAUAAUUACUGAAAGUAUUACUCCAGAACAAAACUUAAGUGAAGGGGAAGAAGUUACCUUAUGUUCAGACUGUCCUAAGUUAUAUGCUGAGGAAGUUUCAUUUUGUCUUCUCUCUAAUAAAGAAUUAAAUGGAUCAAUUGCUUUCACACUAUUUUUGAAAGAACAACUUGUAGUUAAGGGUCUAAUUAUUUGUACUGGUAUGAAUAUUUUUGUUAAUUACCUGAGUCAAGAAGUAAUUCUCAGGGUUCACAAUGUCAGAUUUUCAGCAAUACAGGAAACACAGUUUCCUCAGAUACCAUUUCAGUGUAUCUGGCAAACUCGAGUGAUUACACAAGGUGUGACAGAAUCAAAUAUAAAACAUAUAAAGCAGCAAAUUAAGUUUGAAGAUAUUGGUGGCUAUCAGCAUGAGUUUCGUGACUUACUUCAUCAGAUUGAUAUGUUAUUUUCUCCUAUUACAUCCGGUGUGAAACCAGUGAAAGGAAUAUUGAUUAGUGGACCCUCAGGGUGUGGGAAAAGCUUAAUAGGUGAAGCUUUGAAAACAAAGUUUGGUAACAAAUGUGUUAAUAUCCAGCUUGAAGAUAUAAAGAGCAAGUUUAGAGGAGAGACUGAGCAGAACCUGAAGCAGUGCUUUGUUAAGGCUUUUAACAGGGUUCCAUGUCUUGUCUUCAUUGAUGACCUAGAUAUACUGUGCAGUUCACGAGACAGGAAUGGAGAUACUGGGAUAGUUACAUCUCUUCUUCAUCUUAUGGAUGGCCUUGGUACCACCAGUGAUGGAAUACUUGUAAUUGCUACAGCAUCAAAACCUCAAACUCUUGAUGCAGCUUUACGGAGACCUGGGAGACUUUCCCACGAUGUGGUGUUGUCACUUCCUGAUGAAUUUGCCAGAAGAGAAAUCCUUCAAAAACUGCUGUUUGGUGUGUCUAAUGACCUGGAAGAAUCAAAGUUGACUACUUUAGCUGUUAAUGCACAUGGCUAUGUAGGAGGAGAUCUACAAAGUGUUGUAAUGGAAUCGGUAAUGCAGACACAGGGUAGAAAGCUUACAAUACAAGACCUAGAAGCCUCAGUGGCAACUACAAAGCCUGCAGCACUCAGGGAAUCUACCUUGUCAGAGUUUGAGGUUAAACUACCGGAUAUUUGUGGCUAUGACAGAAUAAAAUCGAAGCUCCAUGAAGCACUAAGUUUAACAUUGGCCCAUGGCUCAGUGUUCCACAAAUGUGGUAUAACUCCACCAUCAAGAUUCCUGCUAUUUGGACCUCCAGGCUGUGGUAAAUCCUCCAUCAUAAAGGCACUUGCUACUGAUUUUCAUCUUCGUAUUAUUCCAGUCAAGAGAUCCACCGUACUUGGCAAAUACUUUGGAGAGUCUGAACAAAAUCUGGCUAGAAUUUUCUUAAAGGCAAAUGACUCGUCUCCAUGUAUCAUACACUUUGAGAAUUUUGAUGGCCUCGCUGGCAAGAAGAAACUUGGUGAGCAUGGAGGGACAGAUGUUGAGAGUCGCAUCAUAAAUCAUCUUAAGGUUCAGCUGGAUGGUAUUGUUCAAAAUGAUGGUAUCUUCAUUUUUGCAGAAACCAACCGCCCGGAUCUUCUAAAUAAGGACGUGAUUCGACCUGGCCGCUUCCAUGAAUACUACUUUGUUGACUUACCUAAACCUGAAGAUAGACGACUUAUUCUCGGUAAACACUUAUUACCUAGCAAGGUGGCAGAAGCUGUAGAACUUGAUAACCUCAUCCAGCAAACAACUUUCUUCACAGCUGCUGAGGUAGUACUUGUUCAUUUGUGUGAGGAGGUCAAGACUCAGAGUAAAAGAGAAAGCAUAUGGAAUGUUGAUGAUCCUGACUACACCAUCAACAGUGGCAGGUGCAGUGAAGAAAUACUUGAAUCACUGAUCCCCAAUACCUCACAAAAAAUGCUUCACAAAUAUAAAGCAUUUGCAAAAAUUUAUUGUUCAUGAAAAAUGUAACAAUUUACAAUAUAUUAUUUUAUAAACUAUUUUAAUAUAAUAUGCUCCAGAGCAUUUUUUUACAAAUGGAGACAUUAAAUAAUAAUAUUACAUGGUUUGUACUGAGCUUUGUUAAUAUAAAAUGGAAUACAUAUUUCAUUUUAAAUACAGGCAGUGACUGUUAUACGAUAGGGUUUGGGAACUAAAAAAUCCAUCGCUGGAAUAAUGAUUAGAUUAUUUCUAAAUAACUCAAAUAAUUUGUAAAUAGACAUAAAAUCAAUAAUCUUAUACAAAAUAAAGAUAUAAAAAACA
Homarus americanus (American lobster) is the source of this 2769-nucleotide messenger RNA. RefSeq names its product ATPase family protein 2 homolog. Gene Ontology annotation, cellular component: cytoplasm. Gene Ontology annotation, molecular function: ATP hydrolysis activity; ATP binding. The transcript is spliced from 11 exons. Lineage: Eukaryota; Metazoa; Arthropoda; Malacostraca; Decapoda; Nephropidae. The coding region runs from base 235 to 2469 and encodes 744 amino acids. The record is from RefSeq and is a predicted model, not a curated record.